This is a messenger RNA of Suillus clintonianus, 2945 nucleotides long. RefSeq names its product ATP-dependent DNA ligase. The record is from RefSeq and is a predicted model, not a curated record. The coding region runs from base 337 to 2640 and encodes 767 amino acids. Gene Ontology annotation, molecular function: DNA ligase (ATP) activity; ATP binding; DNA binding. Gene Ontology annotation, biological process: DNA biosynthetic process; Okazaki fragment processing involved in mitotic DNA replication; lagging strand elongation. Lineage: Eukaryota; Fungi; Basidiomycota; Agaricomycetes; Boletales; Suillaceae. The transcript has 15 exons. Gene Ontology annotation, cellular component: nucleus; mitochondrion.
GUCUGUCACGCGUUCAUUCUACCGCGUCGCAGCUCACACAAGAUUUAUGGGAAGACAACAAACGCUCGGUAAAUUCUUUGAAAUGCCUAAGAACAACAAGCCGGCGCCGCCACAGCAGUCGAACCUGGCGGAAAUGUGGGGAGGGAAGAGGCGCAAGCCCAACGCAAACGAGGAGGGUGUGAAGGAAGCAGUCGUUGUCAAUGGCAAGACGGAUGUGUCAGUUAAGUCUGAAAUCAGUAAGUAUGUUGAACUCUCUGAAUCGUGGAAUUCAAUCCUCGAGGACUCUUAGUGUCGCCUGUCUCCAAUGGUAAACAGUCUACAGAACAGGGAGACGGAAUGGAAGUUGAUAAACCACCGGCAUCACCGGCUAAGCCCAAAACAAAGCGAAAGGGUGUCACUUCGCCAAAGAGUGUUGUAUCACCUGGGCCUUCAAAGUCCAAACGGAGACGUGUGGUCGAGUCAGACGAUGAGAACUCUGCGACAACCGCACCAGCUCCCACCAGUCCAAAUCGGCGCCCCUCGCCAAAGCCUUCCUCCAAAAGUAAAGGGAAAGCUAAAGCAGUCCUCCAGUCUGAGCCUGUAGAACAGCAACUAGCCGAGUCCUCAGCAAGUGCCGAUGAGGGCGAGGAAGAGAUUGCCGGAGAAAGCGAGCUGGAGGAUGACGACGAGGGUGCGGCAACGCAAACCGCUGAAGAAGCACUAUCCCGAACUGCAGAGGUAGACGUCAAGGGCGGGUGGAAAAUCGGAGACCCGGUGCCCUACGCUGCACUAACGAAGACCUUCUCACUCAUCGAAGCCACCACCAAGAGGCUCGAAAAGACCGCCCUCCUCACCUCAUUCUUCUGGCUCGUCAUCCAACGUAGCAAGAAAGAUGAUUCCAACUCCCUCCUGCAGUCUGUAUAUCUGUGCAUAAACCGCCUAAGCCCGGAUUAUGUCGGUGUCGAACUGGGUAUUGGCGAGAGCUUGCUCAUCAAAGCUAUCAGCGAGUCCACAGGACGGAGCCUUGCAACAGUCAAAGCCGACCUCAAGAAAGAAGGCGAUCUUGGGCUCGUGGCAAUGAACUCCAAAAACAGUCAGAAGACACUCUUUAAACCCAAGCCCCUCACAGUUCCUUUUGUCUUCUCAAACUUACGGGAGAUCGCGUUGUCGUCCGGGCAUUCGUCCCAGGCAAAGAAGGUGUCGAUCAUUACGAAGCUCCUCGCCGCGUGUCAAGACUUCGAGGCGAAGUACAUCGUACGCAGUCUGGAAGGCAAGCUCCGGAUCGGCAAUGCUGAGCGGACGGUUCUCGUGGCCCUUGCACAUGCUGCCGUUCUGGCUAAGGAACAUGCCGGAAAACGAUGGAGCAAAGAGACACUGGCGUCUCACCUCGAAGAAGGCGCCAGCAUCAUGAAGUCUGUGUACAGCGAGCUCCCCACCUACGAACUUGUGAUCCCCGCGCUACUUACGCACGGCCUAUCGGGCCUGCGCACACAUUGCAAGCUUACGCCGGGCGUUCCGCUCAAGCCAAUGCUCGCCAAGCCAACAAAAGCGAUCGGCGAGGUGCUCGACCGCUUCGAGGGGCGGCGGUUCACGUGUGAGUAUAAGUACGAUGGCGAACGCGCCCAGGUACACCUGCUGGACGACGGCAGCGUCAGCGUGUUUAGCAGAAACUCAGAGGAUAUGAAAGCCAAGUAUCCAGAUUUGGUGGAGCAGCUACCGAGGUGCAUCAAGGAGAAGACAAAGUCAUUUGUGCUUGACGCGGAGGCUGUCGCUAUCGACAAGACCUCGGGCAAGCUCAUGCCCUUCCAAGAACUGAGCAGGCGAAAGCGCAAGGACGUUAAAGUCGAAGACAUUCAGGUCAAAGUCUGCCUUUUCGCAUUCGACCUCAUUUAUCUCAAUGGCGAGCCACUCCUCCAAAAAUCACUCAGCGAGCGUCGCGAGUUGUUGAGGGAGCACUUCCAUGUUGUGCCCGGAGAGUUCGAUUUUGCCAAGUCUUCAGAUGGGUCGACAACAGAUGAGAUCCAGGCGUUCCUCGAAGAGAGUGUGAAGGACGGCUGCGAAGGACUUAUGGUCAAGAUGCUUGAGUCAGACGCGAGUUACUAUGAACCCAGCCGGCGUAGUGUCAACUGGCUAAAGCUAAAGAAAGACUACCUCGCCGGUGUUGGCGAUUCGCUUGACCUCGUCGUUGUUGGCGGGUACUACGGAAAAGGCAAGCGCACGAACGUUUAUGGAGCGUUCCUGCUAGCCUGCUUCGACGCCGACGCCGAAGAAUAUCAAACGAUCUGCAAGAUCGGCACCGGGUUCAGCGAGGAGAUGCUGCAAACGCACUGGGACACUCUGCGACCGCUCGAGGGGACAAAACCACGUGGGGACAUUAAACCUGGUGGUGCGAAGCCUGACGUGUGGUUUGAGCCAAAGGUGGUUUGGGAGGUGCUCGCGGCAGAUCUGAGUUUGAGCCCGGUGUACACAGCGGCACAGGGCUUGGUAGAGGAACGCGGGAUCUCGUUGCGCUUUCCGAGAUUCAUCAGAAUACGCGAUGACAAGUCGGCAGAUGAUGCUACUGGACCCGAGCAAAUCUCUGAGAUGUAUGAACGACAGGCACUUGCGCAGAGCAAGGGCGGGAAGAAAAGCAAAGGUGACGGGGAUGACGGAUUUUGGUGAUGAUUACGUAUCUGUAUCUAAGUGCUGAUUUCAGAGCUUGGUUGGUCAAAGCAGUGUAUUCCAAGUGACAAGACUGCAUAGAGGGGAGAUUAUGAUUUUGCUUCCGCAGCCUUCUUUGCCUCUGCUUGUGAUGCCUCGAUGGCUUGGGUAACUGGACCUUGGCUGUCCUUGUCAAGACCGAACUUCUUCUCACGGCCGCCGUAAUACCAGUAGUUUACGAAGCGGGCUUCUUGGAUUGACUGUGCUGUCGCGUUUGUUGCAUGACACGCAAAGAGCAAGUAAUUCCGGGGUUGUACCCUCCAGGC